GUUCCUAAUAUAAAGUGUUACUUAUAGUUAUUGAAGAUAUUUCUCUUACCAAAGAUAUAAUCAUAAUAUUUAUUUAAAAAGUUGUGCUACUCUAACACUUAAUACACAAAGUAUUGAAUAUAGUAUGAAUUUAAAGGACAUCACAUCCUAAAAUUCAUGGGGUUGUUUCUGGACCACUUUGCCCGUCCUCGGACGACCAUUUCAGCUGAUAAAGGGGUAUACUAUGUUAUUUUUCUUGGUUGCAGAGCGAUUCAAUGAUGUGUUUUCAUGGUGCAAACUGUAAAUUACCCGAACCGGGUAAGUUUUAAAAGGGUAAAUUACAUUGGCAUCUCUUGAGGUUAUAUCUAAUUAUACAAAUAUUACUCGUCUUUUGUAUUAUAGUUAUAAUUACAAACAUAUUUUGUAUUCAAUAACGAAACUUUAUACAAACACCUUUUAGAUACACUGCUCUAACACUUGAGAACAUAUCAAUAUGAUUUGCCCAAACCACAAGAAAAUAUUUUAUAUAUUCAAAAAAAGAAAACAAAAAUUGCACAAACAGUUGGUUGGGGCUUUCUGUAUAUGAACCCACCAACAAAACAUUGUAAAAACAACGAGAAAGUGAAGAAUGAGAGAGCGAAGAGGCAGCCCAUUACCCACUCUUUACGGUACUGCUGCUGACUUUGAUGGAUAGCGUAGACUUUCAUCCCAAUUGGGUAAUUAUUUAAUUCAGAGGACUGCCCAUUCUGUCGACGUCACAAACCGUUGGAUUCAUCGUCCAAGGAUCUGACGGCUUGACACGAAAGAAAAAUCCUGCUGCAAAAGUGCCCUCUCCCGGGCCAAUUGUUUUCUGUUGAUUGAUAUUUUUGUAGAAAGCUCAAAGAUCAGUUGUGUUCAGACGAGCAAAUUCCAGAGAGAGAGAGAGAGAGGAAAGAACAGAGUCAAUUUUGGUAACCAAUAGCUUGUUUCUUCCUGUUCUCUUCACCAGCUCCCACGGAUUGAAUACCCGACUAUGUAAUCUUGCAAUUCGUAGUUGGAGAUUUGUCAAUUUCUGACGUUGGUUUGAUGCUUCUGCUUCACUUUCUCUGUUCUUUGAUGGGGUUUCAUCGUGCUUCGCAUUUGGGCUUGCUUUUUUACAAGAAUAUGGGCUUAUACAGGUUUUUUUCAUCUCAUUCUAUAGCUUGCUAUGGUCUUUUGCAUUUGAAAUUUCGGCAUUGAAUUGAAGCUCCUCUUGGAAGAAUCAAGGAUUUCCAAUCUUCUGUCUUUGUUGUUGAGAUUCACUGAUUUUGUAGUUGUGAGGUGUUUGGAUUGGAAGUUUCAAAUUUGAGCGGCUACCUUGUGUCUUGUCUUCCAAUUCAAAAUCUUAUCCGGGUUAUUCCAGAAUUCUCUUUUUUCAUAUAUAUUUGAAAAAAAAAGGGAAAGAAAAGUGUUGUUCUCAAAUGUCUUGGUGUUUCUCUUUAUACUUUCUUGUGUGAUUCCUCUGUUUUCACUGGCUUCCUACUCUUUUCUGGCUUCUUUGCGUUUGAGUCAUGGGAGUUCAGAAAGAUAGGGUGAGGUUUAACGUUGGUGGCAGAAUCUUUGAGACCACAGCGACGACUCUUGCAAUUGCUGGUCGUGAUUCCCUGUUUGGAGCUAUGUUUGAUGAUAAUUGGGAUCUUCAACCCAAUGUGAUGGGCACCGAGCACUUCAUUGACCGAAACCCUGAUUGCUUUGCUGUCCUGCUUGAUCUCCUUAGGACAGGAGAGCUUUACAUUCCGUCAAACAUUCCUGAAAAAUUACUAUACAGGGAGGCCCUGUUUUAUGGCCUCUUGGACCAUGUCAGGGCUGCUAUGUGGGGCCCAUUUGAUGGUAACAGGCUCCAUUUGGCGCAGUCGAUAAUGGGUCGGGCUCCUGGCGAUGGCACAGCUAUCCGGGCAGGGCCGGAUGGAGGUUGCUGCGUGGCUCACGGCAGUAUGGUUCAUGUGUAUGACUGGAUGCUGGAGGAGCACCCUCCAAUAAGUCUUGAUUACCAGAGGGUGAAUGAUGCAAUUUGGAUCGAUUCGGAAAGCAUUGUGAUCAGUGCUUGUGAAAGGUUGGGGCGGGACGAUGGGGGGAUGGGGUUGUUCAGCGCGUCAACGGGAGAACUAAGGUAUAAGUUUCAUGUCACACAUGAUAACCAGGUAAAGAGUUACACGGGUGGUGCAUUGAGCUUUAAUUCAGAUUACAAGCUGUUCUCCAGCUGUAAAGGUAGGAGCAAUGAAUAUGGGAUCGGCGUCUGGGACCAAUUAACUGGAAAGCAGAUAGAUUUUUUCUACGAACCACCUGGAUGGUCACUUGGUGAUGCAGACAAGUUGCAGUGGUUACAUGGUACCAACUGUUUGCUGGUGGCUACUUUGUUUCCAAGGAAGGAUAAUUGUUACAUCAGUCUGUUGGAUUUUAGAGACAAGAACAUGGUUUGGUGUUGGUCCGAUGUAGGGGCUCCUACAACAGACGAGCGACGGGUCAGGGAUGCGAUAGCAAUGGAGGAGACCAACUCUAUAUGUGUUGUGAACGAGUAUGAGGAUUUAGGAUUCAUGGACUUGAGAAGUUCUGCUGGGGUAGUUAGGUGGAGCUCAAGAAGUCGGUUGAUGAAAGGCAAAAUGCCCGACGAGCCAUGCUAUCCUAAACUAGCAUUGCACGAAGGGCAGCUCUUUUCAUCGAUGAACGACAGUAUUUCAGUUUUCUGUGGUCCAGAUUGGGUACUGACAUCGAGGCUACGAAACAGUCACGGUGGUUCCAUAUGUGAUUUUUCGAUAGGGGGCGACAGGCUUUUCGCCCUACACAGUGAAGAAAACGUGUUUGACAUAUGGGAGACUCGUCCUCCCCCAAUUGUAUGAUGUGUUCAGUGUGAUCGACAUAAUUUGAAAUUGCAGAUGACAAAAUCACAGUUCAAAUUCUUGUAGGUUAUAGAGGAAACAUGAAUUGUUAUAUACAGAUAUGUCCUAACGACAGAACGAAAACCAUACGUUACAACCUGAAAUUUGUCGAUGCUUCGAUUCGACAUCUAAGCAUACUCUAGUACUAAUUGCAUUCAUCACCUGUUGGUCUUCUUUUGAACCCAACCCUCAAUGGCAAUCAUCCCUUUACACCUUUUACUUUUCUGGAAAAAUGAUUCUUAUCCUUGCAAUGCUUUGGACAUUGCAUUGUAACUUCUGAGAGAUUCCUCUGAGACAAGCAGAUAACAAGAUGCCUUGUGCAUGUGAGUAGUUAGAACCUGCUAAGCUGGCCAAGGUUUGGUGAGCUUUGCCCUAAAGUUUUCUUGUUCUAAUGGGCUUAUGAGGUGUGUUCGGGAUGCUGGAUAGAUGAG
This is a messenger RNA of Sesamum indicum (sesame), 3304 nucleotides long. The record is from RefSeq and is a predicted model, not a curated record. Lineage: Eukaryota; Viridiplantae; Streptophyta; Magnoliopsida; Lamiales; Pedaliaceae.